GGGGCUGCAGUAGUGGCUGUUCAGAGGGUUGGACAACAAAAAGUUGUAUUUUGAUGUUACAGUGUGUUUCUACUUAACUGUCUAUAGUGGUAAUAGUCAGUUAAAGUAAUAUUUGAGGAUUAAAUCAAUUUUAUGUCACCAUAAAUCUGUCCCUGUGAAAUAAAUUUGUUUUGAAGAUUAAGUUAAUUCUCCAGACGACACCCGAAGAAAUUAAAUUGUACUUAGCCUAUGUCAGUCAGAAUACAACCUUUCUUUUAUGAAAAUGAAUUUUCAUAAUUAUUUACAGCAUAUAACCGAGUGUUUAACUAUUUUCCAGUGUAAAUAUAAUCUGUAAACUUUAUAAUUUCAACAUGUCAAGUCUUUUAAGUCCUAGUAAAUUUCAAGGAUUACCAUGGGAGUCGUGGACAAAUGCUCUUGGGCGAACGUCCCCUAUUGCCGACAAACCGCCCGAACUGAUAUCAACGGAAAAGAACAAGGGCUGUGUUCUAAAAUUGCCAAAAGAAGCUGAAAAACCACCUGAAUCGACGCCUGUUGGAACAAACAAAGGCUACGUAAUGAAAUUACCAAAAGAAGAUAUGAAGACGUAUGGGCUGUGUCCGGAGAGAGAUCCCUUUACCGUAAUCAUGUGUGACUCUUGUAAUCUUCUGGUGAAACCUCAAGCUCUACUGUCCCACUAUGAAACAAGACACUCAAAUAGACCGAGUGAAAACCCACCAGCCCAACCCCCUACUGAUGUAGUAGCCACAGAAAAAGUCAAAAUCAAAACAAAAGUGAAGUCAAGCUCGAAAAAGACAAUGAAUAAAGACAGUAAAGGAAGAGAAGGAGUGGUUAACCCACCUCCAAGUCUUCCUGUCUCUCUUACACUCGAGACACCCAUUGCUGAAGCUGGUUCUUCAAAGGGUGAGAGCUUACAGCCUAUUGUGGCGUUGACGCCCCUAUCUGGAGCUCCUAUUGCUGCAGCCCCUGCUGUGACUACUGUGGCCCCCGUUGUUGCCAAAGCCCCCCGCCGUCCCCCCCGCAAACAUGCUCCCAUCAAAGAGAGGGAGUAUGAUCCUGACAAGCACUGUGGGGUUGUUACUGCUGAGACAAUGAAACCUUGUACUUGGUCCUUGACUUGCAAGUCUCAUCCAAUGAGCUUGCGGCGGGCAGUCACGGGUCGGAGUAAGCCGUUCGAUCAAUUACUCGCAGACCAUCGCCAGGCCAAAGAAGCGCUCAUCCAAGCGAAGAAAAAGAACUUAGAACAACAGAACGCAUCUGUAACUCUAACACCUCCAGCUGCUCAACCAAGUGCAUUGCCGGUGCUGGAGCCGAAACCUACCAAGAUUGAGAAGAUAAGUAUAGUGGAGCCUGUAACAACAACAGUGGUACAAAGACUCCCUGAGAUGACUUUCGACAUGACAUCGUCUAAUCCGACUUAUCUGUCAGCCAUCCCCUCUAGUCUGGUGCUGAGUUCACAUGCCAGGAUUCUUCACCAACAGCCAACAGCCCCUGUGACUGCACCUCCUACCUCGGCUGCGCAAACUGACACUAUCACAUACACACACAACCAUCCCCGUGCUCUAGGAGUUACCUCAAUGUUCUCCACUCAUAAGAUCGGCGGCCUGGUGUACUCGAACAGGCGUAUGCAGAUAGCUAGACAAGGUUUAGAAUCAUGUUUACAACGAGCUGGAAACGGUAUCUACAUGUCAGCGCAUCGAGGAGAUCUGUACUCGCAGUCCUCCUCCCUCAGUAACAUGUUGAACCACGUGAGUUCGCGAGCCGCCUUGCAGAAGAAACGGACAAAGGCAGAUAAGCCCAACAGACCCAACAAGAAAGUGUGUUUGACAAAAGAGUCGACUUUAAACAAUUUACAAAUAAACAAUUUAAAGUCUGUACUCUCGAGACAGUACCCGAAUACUCAGAAUCGAUUGAUUGCGCCCACUGAACCGACGUUUCAUUUGCCAAACAUCCUCGGCAAUGUGCUCAAACGGUCAACCGACGUUUCAACAUCGAAAAUCCAAAACAAGAAAAUAAAAAAGAAGACACCUCCAGUAGUAAGCACUGUGCUGUCCAAUCAUUCCAAGAAUGGUCUUCAACCUACGGUCACCAAGACUUCAGCACCUUACGUUCGGGCAGUGGUCAAUGGCAAGCACGAGUCUGAACCAAAACCUUUGGGCUUGGGAGAAACUCCUAAGUUGAACAAUGCUAACAAAAUAUUUAGCGAAACAGAUGUACGAAAAAUGGGUGUAAGAUUUGAAAUAUUCGAAUGAUUUUUUCUUUUCUUUUCUUUUCUGGUCCUCAUCUACACUAAUAAGGGAUUUAUCCAUCAGUAUUUUUGUUAUAACCAUUGAAUUUUAAAAAUUUUCUUAAUUAACAUCUGUUUUACAAGUUUUUAAGCUAAAUAAUUAUACAUUUUCCUUUUAUUUUAAGCAUACUAUGUAACUGACAAUAUAUCUUAGCUUUAUUAUUUCUUAAAAAAUAGUAUUAAAGUGAGCAUAUUAUCUUAAGUUAUUAAAAUAUACUAUACAACUUUUCUAUAAAAAUUAUUAGUAACUUCAAUAAAUUUGUUAAAGUUAAUAGGAGAUUUUGAGUUGACCAAGCCCAAGUUUUGGGGAACUAAUGUUAAAGAUUCAUAAGAAGUGGAAGUGGAAAUUCUUGCUUGGGCUGCAAAAUCUGGCAAACAUUGUUUUAGAAUCUUAAUUUAUUGAUCACCAAUUUUAAUUUAAUUUAGUCAUAGAUUUAGUUGCAAUAAUUUGUUAUUUGUGUAACUACUUGGUAGUCAAUCGGUUUCUAUUUUUUUAAUUACUGAAUAAUCAACCCUAAUUAUGUACAACAUAAAAAAUGUGUAUAGUAAAAGGUUUUAAAAACAAUAAAUUGUAUAAUUUUUAACAACAUGCUUAUUAACAAACAUUUUAACUGUCCAAUUAUAAAAACUGUGUACACUUUGGAACUUAAAGUGGUUUGAAAUCACAAUUUGAAGGCUUUUGAGGCAGAUGUAGUCAAAGCGUUGAUCGUUUUGGUGUCAUUGUUCAAAGUGCAAUCUAACCUCAUAGUUGUUAAGGAUUUAUUGUAUUCAUUUUUACAUUUAUUUUUGUGUCUAGAGGGAAAUUCAGCGUUUUUUCCUUAUGCAUUUCUUAAUUUAUGAUAAUCACUUGUGCUUUCCAUUUACUAGUCAAUACUGGUUCACGUACUACAUCAUAAUGUUUUUUGUCAACUUGUUUGUUUCUAUUUGUUUAUUUAUCUAUGUUAUGUAUAGAGCAGGGCAUUUAGAGUUUAGGACUACCAUUUUGUAACCGUGAGACAUUCUAUGCCUUAAGUAAAACAAUAGUCGUAAGUAAUAUUUUAUAAUUAUGAUUGUUUUUCAUAAUGUAACUUGAUAAUGUCACUGUUAUUAUGAAUUUGUGUAAUCACUUUUUUAUAAGUGGAAAAAAUGUUCAUCCAUCAUAAGUUAGUGAAUUUGUUGUUAAUGUGUUUUUAAAGUUUAGGAGUAUGAAACUAGUAAAGUUGGUAAAUUUAAUAUUUCAUCCUACCUCUGUUGAUUUGUUUGAUUAUAUGUUGACUAUUUAUUGAUUAUUAUAUUUAUAUAAAAAAUCUUUCUAUCCAAAGAACUUUUGUAAUUAAUCAUUUGUUUGAUUCAAGUUUAUUGGAUUUGACAUUUUUAUUCAUCCGAUGAAUAUUAUUCAGGCAUAAAAUAUUAAAACUAGAGUAAUUCGAUCAAGUCAAAAGCUUAAGUUGAUGUUUGUUAAUUGUGAUAUGAGUGUUCUGGUUUCAGUUCAGACUUACGGUUAGUUUAUUUCUCACUGGUUGUUGGUGGAAAUGCAUUAGUUUUAAAAUAUAUUCAUUAAUCAAAUCCUCCUUCUCGAGGAUAUUUUUGUUGGUAGACGGGCAAAAGGUGUGAACCUAGAUUAGUGGAGUAGCAAAUAUACUACUUACAUGCUUAGUGUGUACAUAAUUAUACUGUAAAUGUGUUGUAAAGACGAGCUCAACUCUUCUCUUGUGUUGUAAAUUGUUUCAUAUGUUUAUUUUGUAGUAUAUUUGUAUAAUUGUUUUACGCUGCCUAUGGCCAGCCAACGAUUCCUUGUAAAAUAAGUUUUGUAAAAUAUUAAUUUAUAUUAUAAAUAUGCUGUAAUGCGGACAGUUCGCCUCAAAUGUAAUUGCACUCUCUUUACCAUUUUGUAAAUCUGUAGAAGUAAGCUAAAAUACAAACCUACUUUCUAAGAGUGUUUUCUGAGUUUAACUCGCUUAUUAAAUGUAAUUUCCAAAAAUUAUUGUCGGAUCAGGAAUCAUCUGUCUGUUAUUAAUUUCAAUUUUGCAAUUUAUUCUUGGUAAUCUCUCACAUCUUUUAAAGGAUAAGUUCUUAUAAUAAAUUUAAAUAGUCAUUUACUUUUAUGUGAUAUUGAAUUUGGUUGUAAAAAUAUUUUUAAAUUUUGUCAACGCAAGUUCACAUUGAAAUAUCCCACCUUUUGAAUUUUCUUAAAUUUAACUUUUAUUGAUGAUUAAUUAGUUCUUGUUGAAAACUGAGUGAUAAAGCUAAUUUUUCAUUUUUUAACAUGAAUUUUAAAUUUUUCAUUUCUUUAAACUGAAAACAAAAAUACAUACAAAUGUGUGUUCACUAAAAAGUCCUGGGACGAAUACAAAUAAUUUUCAAUUUUAAAGAUGGUUUUAUAAGAUGUGGUAACCAUUGUAAAAUAAUGAAAUUACAGUUUAAAAGUAAGAUAGUCCUUUUUUGUUGUUCUAAAAUGGUGUUUUGGAGGCAAAGGUUAUAGUUGACAAUUAAAGGCUAGGGAAAAUUUAAAAAAAAAACAAAAAAAAAACUGUACAUUUAACUUUUGUACUUAACUUGUUUAUGGAUAUGUUAUAAUGAAAUUUGACAAAUUAAUAUAUUUUAUCCCAUACUGUUGAAAUUUGAUCAAAAAACACUUUUCCCUUCACCGUAACAGCAAGCCUAUUAAUUAAAUCUAAUGUUAUUUAAAUAUAAAAUAAAUAUGGAAAUGGGUUUAUGGAAAUAUUUUAGUAAAAAUAGAAUCAGAUGAAUGGAAAUUUGCUUUGUUGGCAGGUUUGCUGGGGUGGGGUAUUUCUAUAAUCCAUUGAACAUACCUGGGACUUGUUUUAUUCUCUGAAUUCAAAUUACGUAAACCAUUUAAAAUCUUAUUUUCAAAAGUCAGUUUUUUCAUAUUGUGCAUUGAAUUAUUAAAGUGUAAUGCUAUAAUAUUCCUGCUCAACUCUGUUAAUAAACCAACACAGUAAUAAUAUUUUAGAUUAUCAUUUCAAUGUGGAUUUUUAUCUUCCAGAUAAACUAGUAAUAAUAGAAUAAUUAAUUGAAUAGUAAGUAAGCUAUAUAUAUAUUGACUUUUUAAUUGAAGAAGCUAUACAAGUGUUAUAAAAUCAGUGAAAUAUCAAAAUAAAAAUCCUUUUAUCAACAGGAAAUCAUUAAUUUAAAUUCAUCAUGUCAUGAGAUUUUAAAACUUUGAUGCCAAAUUAAUUUAGUUUUAUAAAAAUUAAGUUGUAAAACACGAUUCAGAGUUCAGUGUAAUUUCCUUUUAAGUAGGGUUGGGCGUUCGAGUUAAGCCAAGGAUAGUCAUUUUUGAAAGCUUGAGUGAUUUGGCACGAAGUCAAAAAAGUCAAGCCGAGUUGAGCUUUUACUUCCCCAAUGUAAUCGCUAUGGCAUAAAGUGUCUGGGAAGAUUCCUCUAUGGACAAUUCUCAAGCUCAAUGCAAUUGCUUAGUUCAUUAUCAAAAUAGAGCAGUGAUUAUGGAUUGCAAUUAUUGUGAGUCUUGUGACAUCGUGAUAAAUGCAAAUUUACGAUUACUACGGGUACAGCUAAUACUACUUUUCCAUUGGUAACCAUAUAAGACGUGCUCUAAAAACUUGUUUAGUUUAAACUUAUUGGGUUUUGUUUUAGCGAAUUUUCCAUAUAGGGAACAAGUUAUUACUGUAGGUCUCGUGGUAAGACCUGGACCCGGGACCGAUUUACUUUUUUGUUUUGAGGUCUCCAGAGGCUAAAAACAUCAUCCGUUUAUAUAUAUAUAUAUAUAUAUAUAUAUAUAUGUGUGUGUGUGUGUGUUAGCACGAUAACACGAGCAAAAAUGAUCCGAUUUUGAUGAAAUUCGAAAUAAACAUGUAAACAUACAUUUAUUUGAACGAGUUCGCGAACCAGCAUGAUCGGACCAUGUUUUUAUAGAAAUAUUUUAGUAAAAAUAUAAUCAGACAAGUAGAAAUUCGCUUAGUCCGCAGGUUUGCUGGGGCGGGAGUAUUAUUCUAAACUAUUAGCUUCCUAUCAAACGAUAUGGUAUUUUAUUAGAGGUAAUUUGAGGUACUGGUCUUUAAAUUUGAAGGUUUCCUUUUUGGUGUUUACAAAGAAAGUAGCUGCACAGGAAGUGUAUAUCUAAUGGAAAGCUUCUUAACUUAUAAAAUAAAAUAUUCAAACUUGAGUACUUUGACAAAAGUCAAAAAAGUCCAGAGCCUCAGUCCAGAUUCUAAAAAAAAAUUGUAUGAUUACCUUUACAUUACAACCUUAAAUCAAAUGCAUUUAGAAAUGAAUUGUGACCAAUCAACUUAUUUUAUAACACUUUCAUUAUUUAAAAAAAAUUGCACAAAUAAAUCAUAGAGAUUGAAAUUUGUUCAAGCUUGGUUCGAUUGAAAAUCUCAGCUCCUAUACAUCUUUGUUUAAAGAAUGGUGAACAUGACCUGCUUAUUUUCAUGAAUUUAUAAGAUAAAAUCAAGAUAAUUGUAGAUUUUUGAUACAACUAUUUAGGGUUCCUAUGUAAAGGUCAUUGUUACAGUAUUUUCCUUGUAAUUAUGUUAUAUAAAAUUGAAUAUCUUGCAUAAUUUUAGUUUAAAUAAAAAAAUAACUUGUUUAGAAAGUGUUUAUUAAAUUUUCAAAGUGAUCCUGUGUGUCGAUAUUUUUUUUUGUAAAAUCACAGAAUUCAACAACUUGUAUUUAGUAAAAAGUGUUAUGGCUGUACUGUAUCAACAAAUUCCCUGAGCUAUUUAAUGAUCAGGUUUCCAAUAUACAUAAUGAUUCAAUACGAUUUGUUCAAUAUGAUAUAACCUGCUCUAUGUUUGAAAAAUACUUGUAACUUUUGUCCAGUUGAAUCACAAAUAUUUGUGGAUUAAAUAACUUUAAUUUGAAGUAGACUACAAAAUUAAUAAAUUGUUGUGA
Molecule: messenger RNA, 7141 nt
Organism: Macrosteles quadrilineatus (aster leafhopper)
Lineage: Eukaryota; Metazoa; Arthropoda; Insecta; Hemiptera; Cicadellidae
Product: ataxin-7-like protein 1
Exons: 10
Coding region: 351-2249 (632 amino acids)
Source: RefSeq, a predicted model, not a curated record